UCAAUUUACACCACUUUCAUCUCAACUAUUAUAAGACAUGACAAAAUUUCACUGGAGCUCAGUUUUCAGUGGAAGCCUCGAUUUGAAACACGAUAAGUUACAUAAAAAAAGUAUUAGAAUCCUUUCAAAAAUGUGGAACAUAAUUUCAGUGACAGUGCUAUUGACUAUAUUCAGUUUAGUUUUCAGUGAAGAUGCAUUUCUAAACGAAACUAUACACAUAAGAGUUAAACGCGGAAAGUACUACUCAUAUCCCUCUAGGUUCUACAGAAGACCCCCAAACAGUUACCCAGUUAAGGGGGCCUUUUCUAUAACCCCCCCUCCAGGAUACAUGAUGGAUGAUGACGAACCCCCUUAUCCGGGAAGACCCCACGAUCCAAGACCCAAGGUUAGUAGUAGUAAAAGACCCAGUGAUGGUUUAAGAGACGAAGACAUCAAUAAUAUUGUAAAAUACUUAAGCAAGCAAGAUUUGGAUAAGCUCAUAGAUAUGGCCAGUGAAAAAGAAAGGUUUAGAGAAAAUUCAGUGGAAAGAAGACCUUAUAAACGAGAUGAAACUAGAGUUAUAAAAGAUACUGAUUAUUCCACUCAAGGGUUUAAUCUAAACGGUCCUUAUAAAAUAUAUGAAUCAGAUAAAUUCAACAGAAAUGGACCUUGGGCACAAGAAUCAGAUUCAAUCCCAAUUAACUUCAAACCACAAGAUGAGGUUUAUAAUGGGCCUUUUAGAUCUCAAAAUACUGAGGAAUUCAGGCCUAAACCUCAAGAAUAUGAUAGUAAACACAACGGCCCAUACGCACCGACAGAUUUAUUAAACUACGUUGAAGACGCCACUCAAUCUAAAAUAGUCUACGUUAACCACGACACCCCAAAUUUGCAGACAGAAGAAUCCAUGCAAAAUAAACAGAUAUCGUAUUUAAAUGCUUAUAUACAUCAUGAGAUAAAUGAUAUGCCAAAGGUAGAGAAUGGACAGGGAGAAGAAUUAUUGCCAAAACCUGUUAAUUUAAGAGAGGAAGAUUUUGAUGUUUCUUAUACAAAUAAUGUGCCAACUGUAGUAAAACCGAGUUAUAAGGUGGAAAGUUUUGGAGAUCUGCCUUUGAUGAGUAAUGCUUAUAAAUUGGACACAGUCAGUUCGUACAAAGUGCCGCAUUAUACAGUAAGUAGUGAAAGAAAAUCUAAUGUCUUAAAUCCCAUUUCGAAUCUAUGUCUCUACUCAGUAACAUCAAGCUCAAAAUACAACCCGCCUCCACCCCCACCACCAUCAUCAUCAUCAAAUUCCUCACCCCCCGUGCCCCUAGAACCAGCCCCUCCAAUCUCAUCAGCUAAAGAACAGAGUGAUGCGCACCUCAAAGCUAUCAAGAUAUGGAGCCAUCGCUCGCAGGGGACGGCUUAUACGUUACAUAAUGAUGGGACCUUGUCGUUAGAAAGGCAGAGGCCGAAGAACAAAUACGGACAAUGA
This is a messenger RNA of Cydia amplana, 1450 nucleotides long. RefSeq lists its product as uncharacterized. The record is from RefSeq and is a predicted model, not a curated record. The transcript is spliced from 3 exons. Lineage: Eukaryota; Metazoa; Arthropoda; Insecta; Lepidoptera; Tortricidae. Bases 38 to 1450 code for a protein of 470 amino acids.